CGAGUCCCUGUUGCCAUGGGAACGGGGCUUGUUGUGGUUGCCGCGGAAGGCGGCGUGGUGCUGGGUCGGUUCCUUCCAGCGCGCGCGUGAGCCGGGUUCCAGAGGGACCUGCCCCCCUCCCCCGCCCUCCCGGCUUGAGGAAUGAGGAAUAUGAGCAAAGAGCCCUCUGGACCCCCCAACCGAUACGCUUCUUGUGAAUGGUACUACCAUGUUCCACUGAAACGAUCAGAGAAGUCUGUGAAUUCAGAAAUCCCAAUCCCUCCACCAUCUCAGAUCCCAGGUCUGAGCAACCUCAGAGAGCAUCACAAUGAAAUUACAUUUGGGAGCCGCAGGAAAUGGAUCAAAGACACAGACUCAGAAUAUGUAAAGCUGGCAAAGCAAGGAGGCCGACCUGAUUUGUUGAAACAUUUUACACCUAGUACAAGAAAAACAUCCCCAGUAGCUUAUGCUGCACCUGACUGGUAUACACACCACAGUAUACCUCCAACAGAUGAUGAAUCUAAAGCCCAUGUUUCCUCAAUGCCUGACUACAUGGUUCAUGAAGAGUUUAAAUCUGAGCAGCUCAAUGGUAACUAUGAAACAAAAAGAGGGCCUUUUGAUUUUGAUAUAAAAAGUAUUUGGCAGAGGGAUGCUGAGGACAAGGAGAACAAAGAGAAAAAAAAGGAAAAUGUUGCUCAAGUUGAGGUCCAUAUGGGCAACACAAAAGAGGUAAAGCUUCCUGCUAUAAACCCCAAAUACCCAAACCGAAUACAACCCUCUACUGCAAAUAAGGAAUUCCACGGGGUAAAUAGGCUUUACUUUCCACCUAUGCCUGGUCAGAAAAACAACGAACCAGUAAACUUCAGCAAACUGAUUAGCAAUGGUUACAGGGAUGAUUGGAUUCAACAGCGUAAUGACUGGGAGAAAAAGAUUCAGCAAACCUCAAAAAAUAAUGAACAGCCUGAAGAGUCUCUUCUUCCAAGUGAGUACCAGAAGAAAAUAGAAAAGAAGCAGAAAGCUAAAAAAUAUACAUUGUCAUUCAAAAGAAAAACUGUUGCAAAAAUAAAGGAUGAACCCAGAUCUCAAUCUGGACCUGAAAUAGGUGCCCCACCUAAGAAGUCACUCUUCAAACUCAACAUGUUCAGAGACAUCCCAGCCCGAAUUGACUCCAACAGACAACAAGUAAAAGCUGCAGCUUCAGAGAUGUAAUAAAUAUAUUAAUAUUUUAAAAAGAGCAUCAAGAACACUAAAGCAUGAUAUGGCUUAUGACACAGGCUCCUAAGUUUAUAGGUUGAUAUUUGUUAAUUAUAUAUAUCUAACCAUUGUAGUUAAAUUCAUCCCUGGUGCAACUUAAUUUAUUUCAGUAGCUUUACACCAGAGAUGAAAUUAGUUCAGUGCUUCACUCCAGCAAGUUCUACAGUGUAGACAAUAGCUACUGCAGUAUACAUCUAGGUCUGGUUUUAAUGUCAUGUCAGCAUACAAAAUUGAAGCCUUUAUUAUCACUGGUUCCACCAGACUAGUACUACACCAUUACCAUCAAUUUGCCUUUCACUAAGGUUUUGUCUACACACAAAUACUGUGCCAGUAUAGUUAAAGUAGUACAAUCCCCUGUACUCUGGACACAGUUAUGCCAUUAAAGGAAGGGGAAGUAUACUGAUGUAAACGUGUCUACACUAAAGAUUGUACUGGUAUAACUACUUCCAACUGACAAGUUAUACUGGUACAAAAACUCUUAGACCAGGUUUACGGCUUUCUUACAGCACUGCGGCGCUCCAUAAGAGCUGCUACAUAAGAAUUGCUUGAUCAGUGGCAUUGCUGCAGGAACAGGACCAACUCAGCAGAUUCUGUAGCAUCAUGUAUCAUAGUUUUGCAUGUUUUGCAUCACUGGAAGUGGUUCAACAGCAUAAACAAUGAGACUGAUCUGAGCAAUGCAUGCUAUCUGCACUUAAAGCCUUUAAAGUCUUAAUAAUUUUGUAUGUCUUGUAAUUUUGACUGGGUCAACAAAAUUCUAUUUAAUGCUAGAAUUCUGUGUUGGUUCAUAUUAAGCAAAAAAAAGUUAUAUUUUUUGAAAUAACAAUGCAUAUUAAUGGUAAAGAUGUUAUUCUGAAAGCAGGGACGUAUUAAUAAUUUUCAGUACUGCAUUUUCACAUUUACUUUUGUCUGUUUGAAUUAGGGUUUGUCCCUUGAAUCCCAUAAACCAUGCAAACAUUGAAUCUGUUUCAGUAGAUUCCACUAGAGAAUGGACAUAAUUUUAGAUUUGGUUCAUUAAGAAAUUUCUUUUUAUACUUGGGAAAAAAAACCCAAAAAUUGUUAUUACAAUUGAAAUGUUUAUUUGGUUAUUUCCUUUUCAGAAUAUAUUCACCAUUCAUUGUACAUCUGUUAAUCCAAAAUUAAAAGUUUUAAGUCCUAUUA
Messenger RNA from Dermochelys coriacea (leatherback sea turtle), 2391 nucleotides. It is a transcript of the gene C2H7orf57, whose product is annotated as chromosome 2 C7orf57 homolog. NCBI's taxonomy places the organism in Eukaryota, Metazoa, Chordata, Testudines, Dermochelyidae. The record is from RefSeq and is a predicted model, not a curated record. Bases 142 to 1188 code for a protein of 348 amino acids. The transcript is spliced from 10 exons.